Molecule: messenger RNA, 2218 nt
Organism: Lemur catta (Ring-tailed lemur)
Lineage: Eukaryota; Metazoa; Chordata; Mammalia; Primates; Lemuridae
Gene: NUP62
Product: nucleoporin 62
Exons: 3
Coding region: 270-1832 (520 amino acids)
Biological process (GO): protein import into nucleus; RNA export from nucleus
Cellular component (GO): nuclear pore central transport channel; nuclear pore
Molecular function (GO): structural constituent of nuclear pore; phospholipid binding
Source: RefSeq, a predicted model, not a curated record
ACUCCAUGGCUGCGGAAAGGAGAGGCAGCAGCUGCCUCGGCUGAAGAAAGAAGACGGGAGCGGAGAGCGCAGGCGCGGAGAACACCAGGACCUGUCAGCGCUACCUUGCCCUUUCUCACGGCAAACAUCCUGCCAAGACUGGGGAGGAGGUGGAGCAGCGACCACAGGGCCAAGAGGAGGCAGCUCCCCCUAAUUGGUGGGCCAGAGGUUGCAGACGCUGACAGAUUUGCUUUGGGAGCUGGAGUAGCUGCUGCCACCAGUCUGGAGCCAUGAGCGGGUUUAAUUUUGGAGGCACUGGGGCCCCUACAGGCGGGUUCACGUUUGGCACUGCAAAGACAGCAACAACCACAUCUGCGACAGGGUUUUCUUUCUCCUCUGCCAGCACUGGAGGGUUUAAUUUUGGGACUCCCUCCCAACCCCCUGCAAGUUCCUCUUCCACCAGCCUGUUCUCAUUCAAUACCCAAACUCCAGCGACACAAACUCCAGCAUUCAGUUUUGGAACAACAACUCCUGCUUCAGGAGGAACUGGGUUUUCUUUAGGGAUCAAUGCUCCAAAGCUAAGCUUGAGCAACACAGGUACCACCCCGGCCACGGCCAGCCUCGGCAGCUUUGGGCUCGGCAGCAGCACCCUCGCCAAUGCCAUAUCCAGCACCAUCACCUCCAGCCAGGGCACAGCACCCACUGGCUUUGUCUUUGGCUCCUCCACCACUUCUGCUGCUCCGUCCACCACAUCCGGAGGGUUCUCAUUCACUGGUGGAAGCACGUCCCAGGGUGGGACCUCUGGUUUCAACAUCGGCUCAGUGGGGAAUUCGGCCCAGCCCACGGCACUUGCUGGAUUACCCUUCACUCCAGCCACGCCGGCAGCCACUGGAGCAGGGGUCACACAGCCAGCCGCUCCCGCGCCCACUGCUGCCACCACCAGUGCUGGGCCCACCCUCUUUGCCUCAAUAGCAACCGCUCCAACCUCAUCUACCGCCACUGGGCUCUCUCUCUGUCCCCCGACAACCACAGCUGGAGCUGCCGGUGCUGGUACACUGGGCUUCAGCUUAAAGGCCCCUGGAACAGCUUCUGGUGCCUCCACAGCCACAUCCACUACCGCCGCCGCCACCACCAGCAGCAGCAGCACCAGCUUUGCCUUGAGUCUAAAACCGCUGGCACCAGCCGGGAUCCCCAGCAAUGCGGCAGCUACCGUGACCGCCCCACCUGGCCCCAGUGCAGCUACCGGGGCGGCCACCAGUCCCGCGAUGACCUACGCGCAGCUGGAGAGCCUGAUCAACAAGUGGAGCCUGGAGCUGGAGGACCAGGAGCGCCACUUCCUGCAGCAGGCCACCCAGGUCAACGCCUGGGACCGCACACUGAUCGAGAAUGGGGAGAAGAUCACCAGCCUGCAUCGCGAGGUAGAGAAGGUGAAGCUGGACCAGAAGAGGCUGGACCAGGAGCUUGACUUCAUCCUGUCUCAGCAGAAGGAACUGGAAGACCUGCUGAGCCCACUGGAGGAGUCAGUCAAGGAGCAGAGCGGGACUAUCUACCUGCAGCAUGCCGACGAGGAGCGUGAGAAAACCUACAAGCUGGCGGAGAACAUUGACGCGCAGCUGAAGCGCAUGGCCCAGGACCUCAAGGACAUCAUCGAGCACCUGAACACAUCUGGAGGCCCUGCCGACACCAGCGACCCGCUGCAGCAGAUCUGCAAGAUCCUCAACGCGCACAUGGACUCGCUGCAGUGGAUCGACCAGAACUCGGCUCUGCUGCAGAGGAAAGUGGAGGAAGUGACCAAGGUGUGCGAGGGGCGUCGCAAGGAGCAGGAGCGCAGCUUCCGGAUCACCUUCGACUGAGCUGACGCGUGUCUAGGACCUAUGGGUCUGAGGGCGUUAGACGGGGAAUGUGCCCUAUUGUCUAGUUUUGGUGGGUUGCAACAAGUACUUGUUUCUUUCUUUCUUUCUUUCAAAUGAUUGUGCUGUUGAGAAUUGUUCUGUGGUUUAACUUUUCCCAUUAGUAAAUAGCAAAGUAUUCUGAGCCCUCCAGUCCGGGCAAUGGCCUGAUGGGUAGGGUUUCUGUGUUUCAUUUGCAAAUCUUUGGCCCCUUUUUACCCACUACAACCACCCACCUCAUCCUCCUGGCUCCGGCCAAGUGACAGACAAGUGCUGACUCACCUAAGAAAAAUCCUCUUCCCCACCAGGUGGGGUGGGCAGCGGCUCUGCCUGACACACAGUCAUGAGGG